AUGGCUGCUCUCGCAAAACGAGAAUUCGCUGAACUCGCCCUCGAUGGAAGCAAUUUCCUCACUUGGGCACUUGAUGUUGAGAUAUAUCUCCAAUCUACAGAACUGCUGGACACCAUUGAAGAGACAUCUACGAGCACUGCAGCCCAGAAGACGUCAUUGGUCCACCCCCAGGCCCAACAUGAUUGGCUUAACCUCCGAUUUCAAGACUUUAAGUCUGUGACUGAAUACAACUCCGCCCUACACAAAAUUGUGUCACAAUUGAAGCUCUGUAAGCAAACAAUUACGGAUGAGGAUCUGAUUGAAAAAACUCUAUCCACGUUCCAUCCAAAUGACCUUGUGUUCCAGAAGCAGUACAGGAAUACAAAAUAUGAUACGCAUCCAGAGCUCAUUACGGAUUUACUAGUGGCGGAAAAGCAUAGCCAGUUAUUGAUGCAAAAUCACAAUGCGCGUCCAACUGGCUCUGCUCCUGUGCCUGAAGCACACACUGUUGCCCAGCAGAGCGACAAUCGGCGGGGUCGAGGCCGGGGAAGGGGGAGAGGUCGUGGCAGGGGCCCAAAGCGAGGUGGCAGAGGGGGAGCUAGCGGUAGUAACUCCCGUCCUCAGAACAAGCAAACUCAAAGAAAUGGACCAAACAAGUCACAACAGAACUCCGGUCAGUCGCAGCCAUGUUAUAAAUGUGGUUGCAAAGGACAUUGGUCUAGGACAUGCAGGACUCCUAAGCAUCUGGUCGAGGCUUACCAAAAGAUGCUCCAGCAGGAAGGAGGACAAAAGAAGAAAGAUUCUGGGCAAUCAUCUUUGCCUGAAGCAAAUGCCCUCAUCUUAGGGAAUGAUGACCUGCUAGGCGAUGAACUAGCUAAUUAUGGAGAUCAGGAGUGA
Molecule: messenger RNA, 876 nt
Organism: Ipomoea nil (Japanese morning glory)
Lineage: Eukaryota; Viridiplantae; Streptophyta; Magnoliopsida; Solanales; Convolvulaceae
Exons: 2
Coding region: 1-876 (291 amino acids)
Molecular function (GO): nucleic acid binding; zinc ion binding
Source: RefSeq, a predicted model, not a curated record